Messenger RNA from Vicugna pacos (alpaca), 7021 nucleotides. The record is from RefSeq and is a predicted model, not a curated record. Lineage: Eukaryota; Metazoa; Chordata; Mammalia; Artiodactyla; Camelidae.
UUCUGGACCAAGACGGGUCUUUGUGGCCCUGUUUGAAAGUUUUCUCGGAGGACUAAAGAGACCCUCGUCUAAUGCUACUAACUGUGCCUCAUCAAAUGUUAAAGAUUGUACCAGGCGAUAAAAGACCCCCCGACGGAGGAACGAGAAGGCUUCGUCAACAGGCAGGUCUUCGCUAUGAAAUUUAAAAACCCGUUUCACACCGCGUGACAGCUCCUGAAACACACCACGACCCAGCCAUCAGCCUGCCGCCCCUCACAGUGUUUCCUUUCAGUCCUGCGGCCUGUUCUGGGCUGAGCCCACAACUGCAGACUUGCCGUCCUUCUGGAGGCAGCGCGGCGCCAGGCACAGCUUUGACUCCGUGUCGGGAGAUAUCGUUUCCUCGCUGCCCAAAGUCUUCACGGUCUUCAUGCCGGGGUGCGGUCACGUCCAGGGGCUCUGCAACAACCUCCCCUCCCCUCCUCCCGCAAAGGCUCACUUCUACGCUCUGCUGCUUUAAAUGCUGGCCAAUGACAGACAUCUCUGAGACGGCAGCUCCGUGGUCCCCAGACCAGGCUGGGGAAGAGAUCGCUGGGUCGCAGGGACGUUGUCUCUGGCUUUUGAUCUGGCCUGUCCAAUUGUGUGAAGGACGCUUUUCUGAAUCCGAUGAGCCUCUUUGAUGCCAUGCUGUUUUCUCCUGCCAGCUCGUGACUAUAAAGUUAAAGGAUGCUUUGUACUUGAUGGAAGGAGUCAGAUUCAGGGCUGAAAUGUGUUUCCUACGUAACAGUGAGAUGUGAACCAGCGAUGCAGUCGGGCGGUGGGGUACUCACCUUUCCUAAGAGAUGCCAUCUGCCUGGAGGGAGAAUGGGCUGUGACACGCAGGUGCCCCAAGGGACAGGCCCCGGCGGUGGCAGGUGUUUAUGAGCGGGCAUAAGGGACUGCUCCCGGUGAGCACACCUUCUGAGGCCACUGCCACGGUCGGCGACGCAGGGGAAAAUCAGGACCUUGUCUCUGGGCCCAGGCGGCCCAGGUACUUUUGUGCUGCUGCUCAGGAGAGGCCCAGAGCCACUGCCACUGCCCAGCCAUGCUCAGGACCCUCGGGCUGGCCCUGCUGGCCAUGGUCAGCGCCGUGGGCCCCACCCUGGCCAGCGGCUUCACAGAAAAAGGCCUCUCUUUGCUGAGUUACCAGCUGUGCAACCAGAGCGUGGCCCGGAGCGUGCCGCGUGUGGAGGCCGUGCAGACGUCCCUCCUGACCCACGUGCCCUGCGGCCGCUGGAUCCCCUGGCGGCGCUGCCCCAAGACGGUCUACAGGACCCGCUUCCAGGUGGUGGAGGUUCCCGAGUGGAGGAAUGUGACCGACUGCUGCGAGGGCUACGAGCAGCUGGGCCUCUACUGCGUCCUGCCCCUGAAUCGGUCGGCGGAGUUUGCGUCCAGACCUGGGACCUGCCCGACAGUGGGGCCGGAAGCAUCCACCUCGCCAUGUGCCCUGGACACCGACUGCCCCGGCCUUCAGAAGUGCUGCCCCUGGCCGGGGGGCCUGCGCUGUGCGGCUCCCGCUCCCCGAGCUCCGGAGGGGACCCUGGCAGGUUUCUGGUACAACGUGACCGUCCUGGUGAAGAUGGACUUCAAGGAGCUCCGGCAGGUGGACCCCGGGCUCCGGGAUCACAUGCGGCUCCUGCACUCCAUGGUCACCGGUGCCCUGCAGCCGCUGGACACCACGGUCCACCACCUGCGCUCGGCCGGCGGGGCCACGUCGACCACGGUGUCCUGGCUGCUGCUGGGCUUGCCACGGCCGGCGCCGCCGGCCCGCGUGUCCUCAGCCCUGGACGGCAUGGUGCAGCGCAUCUACGAAGUGAUGGCUGUCCAGGUGCAAGAUGUAAACGAAUGUUCCUUUGACGAACUCCACACCUGCCCUGCAAGGGAAUGGUGUGUGAAUGUGGAGGGCUCGUACCGGUGUGUCUGUCCCCCUGCGUCGCUGACUUCAUCUCCCCAGGAGCUGGACAGCCCGUGUGAAGAUUGCCCGCCCAUCAGAGACCACGUGACCCUCAACGUCACCAGCAGCAGCUUUCAAGUGUCCUGGCGUUUAAAUUCCACCCAGAACCACAGUGUCCAGGUGCAGGUGUACAAGGGUGAGGAGCUGCUCAGGACUUCCAGGACCCGGGGGACGAGCCUGGAGGUGGCCGGGCUGGAGGCUGGAGUGCGGUACGGGGUGAAGACCAGCUACCAGGCGUGUGGGGCCAACAUCACCGCUGCACUGACGGUCAAGACCGAUGCCUGGGUCUUUGAAGUCACGGUGAGGAUCCUAAACCACAAUGUGACGGAGAGGCUGCUGGACCGCAGCAGCCCUGAGUACCGGAACUUCUCCCGACAGCUGCUGCACGAGGUUGAAAACUCCUUCCCGCCAGCGGUUUCCGAUCUGUACAGAAGAGGGAAGCUGAGGGUACAGAUCGUGUCCCUCCAGGCUGGAAGCGUGGUCGUGAGGCUCAGACUCACAGCAUGGGACCCCGAGUUCCCAGUGGGUGUGUCCACGCUGGCCCCCAUGCUCCCGCCACUGUGGGCGAGCAGCGUGUUCCGGAUCGACCCGCAGGGGACACGUGUGCAAGACUGGGACGAGUGCGCGGACACUCUGGAGCAUGACUGCUCGCCGGCCGCCCGGUGCAUCAACCUCGAGGGCUCGUACACUUGCCGGUGCCGCACAGCCAGGGACGCCGACCCCUCCAGACCGGGCCGGGCCUGUGAGGGUGACGUGGUGAGCCCCACGGGAGCUGUGCUGACUCCAGUGACAGGGGAAACAGCCCCAGCUCCCAGCACAGAAGCGACAGCCCUUGGCCUGGAGACCCCUGCCCGGUCACCCAGCCCCGCGCACCCAUGGGACACCCCUGCGGUGGGCCAGGCCUGGACCCCAGGGCCCCCACCCAGGAGAGGGGUCAGUGGCACGGUCGGCUACGGUAGUAAGAGCACAGGGCAAGGCGUGGAGGAGGAGGCCAGCACGGCCCCAGGCCUGGAGACUGGCCAGUGGACAGCCAGCAGGGUGGCCAACACCGCCUUCUCCCCCAGGGCUCCUGGGCCAACCCCCAGCUCCCUCCCCCGGGCUGCAGACAUCUUGCUGGACCCCCUUGGGGGGUUGCCUCCAAACGCCACUACGGAGCCGCCCUUUUGGCCCACUCCUACUGAAGGACCCACGGGCCACAUUGAGUGGCAUGCCAGCCUCCCAACAAGGGACACACUGCCAGCACCUCUGGACCCCACGUGGCCUCAGAACUCGGACCCUGGACCCUCCAGCUCCCCAGACCUGCCCUCAGCCCCAGCCCCUGCAUCUCCAAAGAUCCCGGCCUGCGCUCCCGUCUCCAUCGGCAGGGUCACAGUUUCCAAUGUGACCAGCACGGGCUUCCACGUGGCGUGGGCGACAGAUCUCACCCUGCACCCCACUUUCCAGCUCACGCUGAUUUCUGCUCGGAGCCCUGCAGUGCACCUGGAGACCCAGAACGCAAGUCUGACUCUGUCCGACCUGGAGCCUGGCGUCUUGCACCUGGUUGAGAUCGUGGCCAAAGCAUGUGGGGAAGAAAGUUCCAGAGCCCACCUGAGAGUGAGGACAGCGGCCCAGAAGCUCAGCGGACAGGUCAGAAUAGCGAACGUCAGGUAUUCAGAAUCCUUCCGCAACGCGAGCAGCGGGGAGUACCAGGCCUUCCUGCGGCUGCUCUUCAGGGCGGUGCGGGAUUCCUUGCCAGCCUCCAUGCGUCAGCUCCUGGACACAGGUGGGGUGCGGGUGGAGGUGACCCGCAUCGCCAAUGGCAGUAUCGUGGUGGAGUUUACCCUGCUGAUCGUCGCAGACGUGGAUGUCCGGGAGGUGUCUGCCGCGUUCCUCACCGCCUUUCAGAACAUGUCUCUGCUGGAGGUGGUCGGAGGGGACACCUCCAUCUGGGAUUACGACGAGUGCGAGAGGAGGGAGGACGACUGCGGACCGGGCUCCGCCUGCCGCAACUCCCUGGGGUCGUUCACCUGCAGCUGCGGGGGAGGCGCCCCCGGCGGCCCCGUAGAAUAUUCUGGAAGACCCUGUGAAGGCGACCCCUCUGGCAACACGACCCGGCCCCCUACCGCGGCAGGAACUGGGACUGUCUCUGCGCAGGGGCCCCACCCGACCCCCCAGGGCCUGCCCCCACGGCUGAACCUGACCGGAGCGGUCAAGGUGCUCUGUGAGAUCGAGAAGGUGGCCAUCGCCAUCCAGAAGCGCUUCCUGCAGCAGGAGUCCAUCCCCGAGUCCUCCCUGUACCUGGGCCACCCAUCCUGCGGCGUCAGCGACCGCAACAGCACGCACGUGAUUCUGGUGGCUGCGUGGAACGAGUGUGGGACCGUCGUGCAGAGCAACAUGACGAAUAUGGUGGUGAGGAUCGUGCUGAGGAACGACGUGUCCCCAGAGGGCGUCAUCCACCACCCGAAGAUCCUGAGCCCCAUCCACUGUGCCUUCCAGAACGACCUCCUCAUGUCAUCGGGCUACACCCCUGAGUGGGGGGUUUACACCAUCAUCGAGGACCUCCACGGCUCUGGGAGCUUUGUCACUGAGAUGCAGUUAUUUAUUGGAGACUCUCCUAUUCCUCAAAAUUACAGCGUGUCUGCCAGCGAUGACAUCAAGAUCGAAGUAGGGCUCUAUAAACAGAAAAGCAACCUCAAGGUAGUCCUGACCGAGUGCUGGGCGACGCCGUCCAGCAACGCCAGGGACCCCGUCAUGUUUGGCUUCAUUAACAACAGCUGCCCCAUCCCCAACACACACACCAUCGUGAUCGAGAACGGAAACUCCUACAAGGCUCAGGUUAAGCUGAAAAUCUUUUCCUUCAUCAACAACUCCAUAGUCUACCUGCACUGCAAACUCCGCAUCUGCCUGGAAUCCCCUGGAACCACGUGCAAAAUAAAUUGCGAUGACUUGCGGUCACUGAGAAGUGGGGAGACAUCUGUGAUGCACCAGAUGUCCUGGGGGCCCCUCAUUCGCUCCGAAGGACCACCUCCGGGUGCAGAGCCGGGCCUGGGCUCCGGUUACCUGGCCCUCAUCGCCGUGGCCGUCCUCACCGCGGUGGCGGGGGCAGCUGCCCUUCUCAUCACGCGAUACCAGAGAGUGACGGGGAAGUACAGCUUCGGAACCCAGGCCGACAGCUUCAGCUACCAGGUGUUCCGUGAAUAAGGCGCCCCCGCCCGAGGUGGCUGUGAACCAAGCUCCAGUCUUCACUCAAGCACUGAUGCGAGCUGGCUCCACCCCAAGUCUGAGGUUGGAUGAGCCCCAGAGACGGUGAAAACCCAGCCUCUGCCUACCCGCAGGAAGCUCAUCGUCUGUGUGGGUUCCAGACAAGAAGCACCGCCGGGCGGGGGAGAGGAGGGUGGAGAUGUGGGCAGGGAGUGGGGUGCCUGGAGCCACAGGCACAGGGAUCUUCCAGCCAGGCUUAGAUGCAGCUCUGCCAUCACCCAAAUCACCCCCCAGAGCUCCCAGACUCUCACUGUCCUAAGUGGUCCAGGUGCCCUCCUGGCUUGGCUCACUGUUGGCAUCUGUCACCGACCACCUGCCCAUCCUUCCAUGCAUCCACCCACCCACCCAUCCAUCCAUCCAUCCAUUCAUCCGUUUGACGCUCUGUCAGAUGCAUAAUAUUUCACACCUUCAAAAAUAUUUGGCAGUGCACUUGAAGUUCUUUUAAAAGCCGGUCAGCCACACACAUGCUGUGACGUCCUUCUGAGCAGACGUCUGUGCUCUUUAACUUUGCUCUUGCAUCACCAGGAUGUAGCUUUUAUUUACACAGCAGUGACUCAAAGGCACCCUAGUAAUAUGAACAUCUUUAUAGUAAGUAGAAUUAACACUAUAUAUAACCACUAUUUUAUAUUGUUCCAUAAGUUUUCACAGAUAUUAAAAUAAAUAAUUUUUUCAGGGCUGAGGCACUGUGUACCCGUGACACAGUGAGUAACCAGAGAAGGAUGGGUGAGUUAUUUACGUUAACUCAUGAGUUAAUAAGUGAGUUAAUGAGGAAAUGGGUGCAGAAUCUAAGUAGCCUCAUGUAGAGUUUUCUUCAUUACGCCAUGCUGACAGGUAACAUGUUUUACUUUGUUCAAAGCAGACUGAAUUGUAUUUGAUAGCCAGCACCUGAAAGUAUAGUGUUUUUCCUCGAUGAACUUUGAGUCAUAACAUGGUCAUAGUUUUUAAUUCAUGAGAUUAAUUUUGUUGAACGUAAUCAGCAGCCACCAGUACGGAGCACCUGGGAGGUGUAUUUUGAUUUACAAGUAAGAGUCGCUGUAGAGUCACAACAGGCAAUGCUGUGGACGAGCAGCUCUGGACGAGUAGAAUAAAUUGCUUGUGCCGUUGACACCCGCCCGUGCUGUCUGCUCUGUCUGGUUCCACCCACGUCAUGCGCUCACCCGGCAUCCCUGAGGGGCUGCUGCGCUGCGCGUCCUGGGGGCCAGGGAGCGUCUGUGGCUCCUCUUGAGCUGCAUCCACGUCUGACACCAGCUCGGCGCCUCUCACUUAGUUUUCUAGAAAAGGAGACAGUAAGCAUUCAGUCAACUGGUUUGAGUCCCAUGACCAUGUGGCGUUUUGGAUUUCAGAUAAAGUAGCUGAUGUGCAUUUAAAACUUCAUCUGCAGUUUUCAUGUAACCUUAGUAACUACUGUGCCCAUUCAUUCGUGUUUCCUGUAAUAAUACAAACCUGGUCUCCCCUUUUCCCGUCUGCUGCCCCAGUCUAUUUUUUUUUGACAAGUAUUUCCUGAGUGCACACCAUGCACCAGGCCCUGGGCUCAGUGCAGCGGUUAAUUGUGAGAGACAGACUUAGUUCUGCCCUCCUAGAGCAGUGGUCUUGUGGGAGAGAGACAGAUGCUGAAAUCAAUAGAUGGUGGGAGUCGUGGUAAGUGCUGAGAGGAACAAGUGCAUGUGUGCUGUGAGGUGCCCUGACCUGGUCCCUCCAUCCACUCAUCUAACCAUCCACCCAUUAUCCUCUGUACCCAUCAACCCAUCCACACAACUAUCUGUCUGUCCACCUGCCCAUCCUCCCAUCCACUCAGUCAUCCAUCCAUCCAUC